Messenger RNA from Leguminivora glycinivorella, 733 nucleotides. RefSeq lists its product as uncharacterized. Bases 22 to 681 code for a protein of 219 amino acids. The record is from RefSeq and is a predicted model, not a curated record. NCBI's taxonomy places the organism in Eukaryota, Metazoa, Arthropoda, Insecta, Lepidoptera, Tortricidae. The transcript has 2 exons.
AACAUUAGUUACGCAGACGACAUGGUGCUGCUGAGCCCCUCGGUAGGCGGGCUUAGGAAACUGUUACUAGUCUGUGAGCAAUAUGCUAACAGUCAUGGUCUUAAAUAUAAUUGCAUUAAAAGUGAAUUAAUGAUUUUUAAAUCUGGUAAUAAGUGUCCUGAAGAGGUUCCUCCAGUGUUGCUUAAUGGAGUGCCAUUAAAAAGAGUGUAUGUAUUUAAGUACCUUGGCCAUGUAUUAUGUGAUGAUAUGUGUGACGAUGAGGAUAUAAAGAGGGAGCGGAGGGCGCUGGCGACCAGGGCGAACAUGCUGGCACAUAGGUUCGGGCGAUGCACAGUGCCUGUCAAGAUAACUUUGUUUAAAGCUUUUUGCACAUCACUAUACACAUGUGCACUAUGGGCCAGCUGUACGCAGAGGGCGCUGGGUGACCUCCGCGUCCAGUAUAACAAUGCGUUCAGGGCGCUGAUGCGGCUGCCGCGCUGGUGUAGUGCAUCAGGAAUGUUCGCGCAUGCGCGCGUAGAUGGUUUCCAGGCCAUGCUGCGCGCGCGGUGCGCGGCAUCUUUGUGCCGCCUGCGUGGCAGCCGGAACAGCCUUCUGGCCGUCUUAGCUGAUCGCUGGGAUAGUCAGCUCCUCAUACACUGGACUAGAAUGCACUCGGUGGUGGCCACCUACACAUAUAACUGAGUGUAUGUGGCUGUUACCAAGGCACUUUAAUUAGAAUUAUAAUUAGAAUAAG